Odontomachus brunneus is the source of this 2494-nucleotide messenger RNA. It is a transcript of the gene Burs, whose product is annotated as bursicon. The transcript has 3 exons. Gene Ontology annotation, molecular function: BMP binding; receptor ligand activity. The record is from RefSeq and is a predicted model, not a curated record. NCBI's taxonomy places the organism in Eukaryota, Metazoa, Arthropoda, Insecta, Hymenoptera, Formicidae. Gene Ontology annotation, biological process: animal organ morphogenesis. The coding region runs from base 16 to 501 and encodes 161 amino acids.
GCAUGUUGCGAUCGCAUGUUGCGUGAAAUAGAUAAUAAUAUCUACUUACUGGGCACAGUGAUCAAUGGACUGCUGAUAUGUCUACUAUAUGGAAGCUCAAAGGCGAUUAUCGGAGUCGACGAAUGUCAGGCGACACGUGUGAUACACAUCCUUCAGUAUCCAGGUUGUGUUCCAAAACCAAUCCCUAGUUAUGCAUGCAGAGGACGUUGUAGCAGUUAUCUGCAGGUGUCCGGAUCCAAAAUGUGGCAAAUGGAGAGAAGCUGCAUGUGUUGUCAGGAAAGCGGCGAGAGAGAGGCUAGUGUGUCUCUGUUCUGUCCAAGAGCGAAACCAGGAGAAAAGAAGUUCAGAAAGGUGAUCACGAAGGCGCCGUUGGAAUGCAUGUGCAGACCGUGCACUAGCGUAGAAGAAUACGCGAUAGUUCCUCAGGAGAUCGCAGGAUUCGCCGAUGAAGGUCCUUUCGCCACGUCCGCACACUUCCGACGGUCCUCCGGCUUACAAUAAACUCUCUUUCGUUGAAACGUCACAAUAUGCAAGAAUCGCACAGUAAUGCGUAAGCUACAGAAAUAAUGAAAAUAAUCCGUAUUACGCGACGCGAUCAAGACGCUUUACGUUUCUACUUUUAAUUAUUCGCUACUAUAAAUAUUAAGAAAAAGAGUCCUCGAACAUACUGAAUUUCUCUCAUUCGUCGGUUGAAUAAAACAGCGCGAUCGAUUGUAUGUGGACAACGAAUUCGAAUGUAUCUAUGCGCAGGACAUGCAAAUAAAUCUCCUGAGUCCAAAAACCGAAAAAAAUUGCAUUUUUCGUUGUAUAACUUAAGUAGUUAAGUUCUGUUUUAACAUGUCUCGCACGUAUUUAAUUAAAUCCCAGAUAGCACAAAAUAUCAAAAUCACUCAGGAUGUUUUGAAAAGUGUCCUCAAACUUCAUAAAUACAUCCAGAACGACCUCAGGACAUCAUACAUUUUGUGUUAUCUGAGAUGUUAACAUUACAUUUUUUUUUCAACAAAACUAUGCGCUCUUGGAGGAAAAUAAUAUCAACAACGGUUUUUCAUGGAGUUCUUUUUUUAUUUUUAUAUAGAUAUGAUUUAUAUAUAUAUUUAUAUAUUUAUAUCAUAUAGAAGUGUAUGUGUUAUACCUAUGCGACGUAAAUCCGCGUCCUUAGAGCGAUAUUUUUUUUAUUUAUAUUAUGUAUAUGUAAAUCUAUGUAUACACACGCGUAAGUACACGCAGAUAUAUAAAUGUAUGUGCAACAAAUAUACGUGCGUGUUCGUACGCGGGGGAGAGAAGAAAUGUCGGCGUGCGUCACGUGUGACAACAGCACGACAUGUACGCGACAUCCACGGAGGACGGCGCAGCUUCGCUGCCGUCGUUCCCCGCGUAUAAUAUAUAUAUAUAUAUAUAUAUAUAUAUAAUCCCCGUUUGAAUUUUCCGUUUACAGUCUCGCGCGAUCAGUUAUUUACAAUGAUAACUUCUCUAGUCGUUAUCUCACUUAUCCACAAUAUUUUCAACAGUUUCCUUUUUUUUUCCACUUUGUUCAUAUAUAAAUUAGUUUUUUUGUUAUUUAACUAGUCUCUCGUGAAGUGCACCACUUACACAUGUAUACACACUCGCGCACAUUUCACUUUCUCUUUCUUACCGCGCUUACUAAUAGCCUUUUACUCUUCGUUUCUUCAUAUGUAUUGGCCGAUAUAAAUGAAAUAGAGAAAAAAUAGACCGAAGGAAAAGCUCUUUUGUUCUUCCUUCGCUUGUUCACUGGCGAAUCACCUCGUUUUGCUCUACGCCAUUCGCAUCGGGACUCUUCUGCAUUUCGCACCGCAAACUCUCAAGCCGAGAGAGUUAUGUCAGCGACAGAUCAGGCGGGAUCGCCGUGUAAAGGAAAAGAGAGAAGAAAUGAGAAAACGAAAGAUUUAUACAAAAAGAUUGAGGAAAGGAUAAUAGCAGGAAACAUUGCGAGUGGUGGUGAACAUUUAUAACUCGUCCGAGCUGAGAGAUUGUGAAACAUAUUGCAGAUCGUUAGUAUACUUCAAAUAAUAAUAAUAUAUUUAUAUAUACAAUAUCCACAGCUAUAUAUGUAUCUAAAUUUCGAGUAAUUUUUUGCAAGUCCGUAAUUAAUUUCGUUACAUGUGUGUCCUAUUCCAAAAAUUGUCGAUUCACGAUUCCAAAAAAUUUGGGAAAAAAUUAAAGCAAAGAAUCUCCUGGUAUGAAUUUUUUUUAUAAAGUACACCUAUGUCGAUACUUUCGAAAAAUGUUUGAAAUUUCCCAAAAAAAUAUUUAAGAUACCUUUACACAGGUACGACAAAUCGUGGGACGCUAAACAGCGAUGGGGUGCCGGAUAAAUAUAAAUGUUCUUUUUUAUCUCUCUUCUCUUUCACACAUACACAUCUGUACACACAUACUCAAAUCAAUCUAUGCUUGUCGUUUUGUUGUCUCUUUCUUCUAUGCGCGCGUGCGCGGGCACGCUUAAAACAAGGUUGAGUUCACGCUGUACCUUAAAUCA